AGUAAGUUUGACUACCUUUACCCUCUUACCCACGUGUAGUCUUCAUACAGAAUGAAUCUGAUAGUUAAUAGGAUGAGAAGAUGCCCUCUUCAGACCCUCUUCAGCUGCAGUAGAACUCUCCUAAAGACCCCCAAACAGUGCUAUCCUCCCUCAAGCUACUCCACAUUGUCCUCCACUGAAUUGUCCACUGAAGAUGGCCUCUCCCCUUCAGCACAGGAGAGAGUGUUGACCCUGUUGUCUCAGUACAAGGACCUCCCCAGCUUCAAGAAGAGCAAGCAGCUCUCUCUGGAUAGAGUCACGAGCUGGGUAAAUACUGGAAGCGGCCACAUUCAUCCCAGUACCUACAACUUUCUCCUCCACGUGUGCGUGAGCUGCGGAUCAGCAGACGAUAUGGAUAUAGCAAUGGCUGUGGCACAGAGGCAAAAUCUGGAGUUAAACGAAUCAGAGAUGAAUUCAGUGCUUACUAGUUUGUCAUGUAGUGCUGACCUUGCAAAAGUGAAGGAGACAAUGAACAAUAUGUCUAAAAGUGGACUAAAGAUACGAUUAAACACUCUAACCAGUUUGUUACAGCGAGGUGUUGACGAACGAGACUUUUCUUUUACUCUAGAGAUUAUUGACGUGAUGAGGAGAAACGAUUUUUUCCCAAGCAGUCCUGCUGUGAUUGGUGAUGCUAUCCGAGCGUGUGUGGGUGUGGAGAGCAGUGAGGCUGUGAGGGUAGUGGAGGGUGUGAUGGCACUCCACAACUCGUACUCAAUGGCCGCCCCUCGACAGCAAGUGGACCAGGAGACAGCGACAGAAUUCUCAAACUGGUUCACCAGCAGUUCAUCUAAAGAGAACCUUCUAACACACACAAGAAUCAAUGAAAAGUGUGUCUGUGAGAGCUGCGGUGAGAAGCUGCUCAACAACAAGCUAACACCAGAGGAAAGAAACACACUAAUACGUUACUUCAAGGAGGAAAUCAUUGCGGAUAUUUCAACCGGAUCGGAGGCCGCAAGAGAGAAACACUUUAUGAGGAAGUUCUUAGAAUAUGUAAACGAGAAUUCUGAGCGUUUUGGUGCUGUGAUUGAUGGACUCAACAUCGCUUACCUCUGCAAACGCAGGAAAGAAGUGGCUUUUGAAACAAUGCUGGCAAUAGGUCGUGAGCUGGUGUCAGUCACAGGCAAGGAGGUGUUGAUGGUGGGACGAGAGCACUUACUCAGGACUCUAGCAGCAGGGAGGAUGUCACCUGACUCUAUACACGAGGAGUACAAGUCACAUGGGGUGCACUUUGUGCCAUUGAGAAACAGUACUCCUGAUGAUCGCUAUAUUCUCUAUGCUGCCAUGGUGACCAAUAGCGUUAUCCUCUCCAAUGAUAAAUUUGGCUAUGAGAUGGACAGAGUGAAUCAAAACGAGAUUGCAAAACUUGUGAGGAAGUGGUUGGAUGGAUCGCACGCUAAAAUCAACAUUGACAGAAACGCAAUCAAGCUUUUUUUUCCUACCAGCCUCCAGAGAGCGGUUCAAUGGACUGACAAUGGUUGGCACUUACCUCUCAAGACACCCUCUCCAAAGAACUGGCUAUGUGCUUGUACUGUACCUAGUUAGCUAGCUUUGCAAAUGUUGUUUUUUGUCAUGAGAGUUGCUUGUUUGAUUAGAGUAUAGUAAAGUUGCUAAA
Molecule: messenger RNA, 1651 nt
Organism: Halichondria panicea
Lineage: Eukaryota; Metazoa; Porifera; Demospongiae; Suberitida; Halichondriidae
Exons: 6
Coding region: 52-1581 (509 amino acids)
Biological process (GO): tRNA 5'-leader removal; mitochondrial tRNA 5'-end processing
Cellular component (GO): mitochondrial ribonuclease P complex
Molecular function (GO): ribonuclease P activity; protein binding
Source: RefSeq, a predicted model, not a curated record